Molecule: messenger RNA, 720 nt
Organism: Aspergillus viridinutans
Lineage: Eukaryota; Fungi; Ascomycota; Eurotiomycetes; Eurotiales; Aspergillaceae
Product: GNAT family N-acetyltransferase
Exons: 1
Coding region: 1-720 (239 amino acids)
Molecular function (GO): acyltransferase activity, transferring groups other than amino-acyl groups
Source: RefSeq, a predicted model, not a curated record
AUGCCUCUUACUUACCUGCCCAGCUUUUCUCAAACCUCUGCGAUUCACACUGCUCGCCUUCUGCUGCGGCCAUUCAGAGAUACAGACAUCACUGCACUUUAUACGCUUCGGACAGUCCCAGAGGUCAUGCGUUGGACACGGCAGGGACGCAUUGAUUUGUCAAUGGAGGAGACCAGGAGGUGGAUGGACUUGUAUAUGUCUGGAAGCGACACGUGCGAAAAUGGUACACAGGGGCGACUGAGCUACAAUUUCGUCGUGGUCAAGAAAAAAGAUCCGAAUCUGAGCAAUCCUACAUUGUCAUCGAGCACAGUGAUAGGGGAUGGGGAAGGCACUGUAAUCGGUGUUUUGGGCGUUGUAGCUCUCUCCCCUUCAGGCGAUCCAGAAAUUGGCUACUUAUUUCAUCCUCGAGCGUGGGGAAAGGGAUACGCGACAGAAGCGCUUCAGGGCUUCAUUACAGCAUGGUGGGAACUAUUGCUUCCCGGGUCUUCCAGUACUCACGAUUUGGAGGCGAACGAAGCGUUCACACUGUUUGCUGUUACAGAGAAGAUCAACACAGCGAGUGCGAAGGUACUGACGAAAUGUGGCUGGAGAGUAGUCGGCGAAGAUACAGAAGAUGAGGUGGAAGUUUUGCACUGGAUGCUUCGGCGACCUGGUUCUUUAGGCCGCCAGAGCAUCUUACAGAAGGACGAUUGUGAUAGUGAAGCGCUGAUCCAAAAAUGA